AUGGUGCAUAAUCAAAAGACUCCACAACAACACAAUUCUACUCUUUUCAUAUCUCCCAUGCUCAGUCGACGGAAAGAGAUAUUUCGAACCCCGCCAAACCAAACAUUAACAACGAAGCAAAAUAGUAAACUAUUUGAGACACCAGGCUCCUCUUCCAAGUCGCUGUUUUUCAAUCUUGACCGUACAUCCAACAAUAACCUUUCUCAUAAUAGAAGCGACGAAUCCUUACUGCAAGAUCUGCUCACACCGAUAGACAAGCUCCGGUUAUGGCGUCAUGAUGUUAUCGGACAACACCAGUACAAAACUGCCGAGUUUUUGGGGGACAAAAUAUUGGACAUCACCAACGAUGCCAACGAUGCCUUUUGGCUAGCCCAGGUAUAUUUCAACAGGGGUAAUUAUCUUCGUUGCAAGGAAUUGAUACUUUCGAACGAGGAAUUCUCUCAAAGUAUACUCUGUCGAUACUUGGCUGGCUAUAGUUUGAUCAAGUUGGAGCAAUGGGAAGAUGCUCUAGAUGUUAUUGGAGAAGAGAACCCAUACGAGAAAGAUGAUCGAUUGAAAAACGAGGAUGGUGGGGUUAAACUUGAGGCAUCCAUGUGCUACUUACGCGGGUUGGUAUAUGCUGCCCAAAAUAACUUUGCCAGAGCAACAGAAUGCUAUAAAGAGGCUCUACUAGUGGAUGUAAAGUGUUAUGAAGCAUUUGAUGAGUUGAUCAGCAACAAUCUUUUGACUCCCAGCGAAGAAUGGGAGUUUGUCACCACAAGACUAAACUACAACGAAGUUGAUAGCAAUGACGAUUUGAUCAAGCUCUUGUAUGCCACCAAGUUGAGCAAGUACCUCAAUGCUGACAAGAUCAAAGAAGCAGAACAAGUGUUGCGUGAGGAAUAUGGGCUCAAUGACAAUGGCGACUUGUUGUUGAGCCAGGCGGACUACUUGUACACUCAGUGUAAUUUUGAUGCUUGUUUAAAUGUUUGCGAGAAAAUCUUAUUCAAAGAUCAAUACAAUUUUGACGUGCUUCCCAACUAUUUGAGCUGCUUAUAUGAGCUUGGUGGGAGAAACAAGUUGUUUUACAAGAGUCACCAGAUGGCCGAGUUUCACCCGACAAACCCCAUGACGUGGUUGGCUAUUGGAACGUAUUAUCUUUCGAUCAAUAAAGUUGUUGAGGCAAGGAAGAGUUUUAGUAAGGCCACUACUAUUAAUCCUAAUUUUGGCCAAGCAUGGAUUGGGUUUGCCCACACAUUUGCCAUUGAAGGUGAACACGAGCAAGCUAUAAGUGCAUAUGCUUAUGCAGCGCGAUUGUUUCCCGGUACUCACCUUCCAAACUUGUUCUUGGGUAUGCAGCAUAUGGCCAUGUCGAAUCUACAGAUGGCGCAAGAGUACCUUCUCGCGUCUCACUACAUUUGCAAUGCGGAUCCGUUAUUGUUGAAUGAGUUGGGUGUGUUAUAUUUCCACAAAGCUCAGUUUGACAAGGCACAUUCUUAUCUCUGUACGGCAUUGGAGAGGGCCAAAAACCAUUUAAAUCUCAAUUCGAAAACUUAUGUAUCGAUAAGAAGCAAUCUUGGACACACAUUCCGCAGGAUGAACAUGCCAGAGGAGGCGUUGGAGUGUUUUGGUGAAGUGUUGCAGUGCCGACAAGAUGCCAAUAUCAUGACAGCUGUUGCUUUGAUUUAUAUGAAAGUAGGCGACUUUGUCAAAGCAGCCGAUUACUUGCACAAUGCAUUGGCUAUACUGCCGUUAGACCCAAUUGCCAACGAUUUGUUGCAAAGAGCAUUGGAAAGCUGUAGCCUAGGUGCAUUUGAAGCUGAGUUGGGCGACUUGUAG
Messenger RNA from Lodderomyces elongisporus, 1818 nucleotides. RefSeq names its product anaphase promoting complex subunit (gene cut9). The transcript has a single exon. Bases 1 to 1818 code for a protein of 605 amino acids. Gene Ontology annotation, molecular function: protein binding. Gene Ontology annotation, biological process: protein ubiquitination; cell division; positive regulation of mitotic metaphase/anaphase transition. Gene Ontology annotation, cellular component: cytoplasm; anaphase-promoting complex. Lineage: Eukaryota; Fungi; Ascomycota; Pichiomycetes; Serinales; Debaryomycetaceae. The record is from RefSeq and is a predicted model, not a curated record.